Cladocopium goreaui is the source of this 2553-nucleotide messenger RNA. NCBI's taxonomy places the organism in Eukaryota, Dinophyceae, Suessiales, Symbiodiniaceae. The record is from the annotation of a GenBank genome assembly.
AUGGUCAAAGACCAAAAGCUCUGGCGUGAGAUUCAGCUGCAGUAUGCCAAGCUUCGAGAGGAUGAGGUCGGCGCUGACCUUUUUCCACCGGAUGCAGGCAGUCCGAAUGCAGCGAGUCCAGCGAGUGGUCCAGCUCCCGGCGAGAUUCCGAGUGAAAAAAGUGAAAGACCAUUGUUUUACCGGGAUGGCCUGCGGCAGAAACACUGGGUGUUGACCUGUUGUUCCUUGAUGGUGAUGUGUGAAUGGCUGGACCGCAGCGUCUUGUCCAUUUGCAUGGAAUCGAUGAAGCUGGACUUCAAGAUGACUGACUUGCAGGUGGGUCUCUUGGCCUCUGCCUCUUUGUGGGUGGUCCCUGUUGCGACGGGUUUCAUCGGGCGCCUGGCCGACAUUUUGCCGCGCGCCAAGCUGCUGGGUGCGGGCGUGGCCAUGUGGGCCCUGUCCACCCUGCUCACGGGGCUGGCGAAGGACUUUGGGCAGGCCAUCCUUUGCCGCCUCGCUGCGGGCGUCGCCAACUGCGCCGGGUACCCGGUGGCGCUGGCGCUGCUCUGCGACCACUUCGAAACGGAGGAGCUGAGCACGGCCAUGGGCUUCUACCAUGCAGGUUCAGCCCUGGGAGGCCUCUUAGGCUUAGCAGUUGGCGGCUCCCUGGUGACGUCCGCGGGCUGGCGCUCCGCGUUUCUGCUGCUGGGGGCGCCACAGAUCAUCGUGGCGCUGCUGUUCAUCUUCACCAUCCCCAGUGGUUCCGCGUCCGUCGUCGGCGCUCCGGAGCGCAGCUGGGCCACGGAUCUGCGGGAGCUCAUGGGGCGAAGGGUCAUCCAGUUGCUGAUGCUUGGAUGGCACCUCACAGGCCUUCUCUCCGGCCACAUGCGUUUCCUGAGCGCCUUCGUGGAGCGUCAGCACCACCGCGCGCCCCGCGACAUCGGUCUGGUGCUGGGCCCCGUGCUGGGCGUCUGCGGCGUGCUGAGCGGCUUCGGCGCGGGGCACCUGGUGGACCGAUGCUACCGCAAGUGGCGCACCUUGCGGGUGAAUCUGCGCUUUGCCGCGCUGGGCGACGCCUUGGCGUUGCUGCUGGGCGUCCUGGCCAUCGAGGCCACGAGCUUCGAGGAGCUGGUCCUUUGGAGCGCGCUGGGCACCUGCAGUGGAGCCUUGCGCCAGGGGCUGCAGGCCGUGAUCCAGGCGGAGAGUCACGGCGUGCGCGGCACGGUGCAGGGGAUGCUUGAGACCUGUUGGGCGCUGGGCAUGGCGCUGGGACCGAUCCUCACCGGCUGGAUCUCGGACUUCUUUGGCGAGUCGCCCAGCUGCGAUGAGGCCUGUGCCCUCAGGAGAGCCCUGCUGCUCUUCGGCACCCUGGGCCUUUUCCUCCGCAGCGCCACUUGGUGCAGCAUCUCCGCCGUCGCGUUGGAAGCGCAGCGCGCGGCGUCCAACGGCGCUGAAGCGGCGCCGGAGCCGGUGAACCAUCGCAUGAUGCGGAAGAGUGAAGAUGGGCUGCAGAGAUUGGAGGUUUGGGCCAAUGGCAGUCUGGAGCAACCUGUGGUCGUGGCACCUUCCGGAAUGAUGGGCAACAGCGGCAUGUCCAUGGGUGGAAUGUCCAUGGGCGGAAAUACCAAUGGCAUGACAGUGCAAAGUCAAGUUCCGGUUGCCAGUGUGGCCAGUGGGGCUGCAGCUACCACUGCUCCCACCACAGUUCCCACCACAGCAGCAACAACCGCAGCAGCUACCACAGCAGCAGCAACCACUGUAGCGGCGACCAGCACGGAAGAGACGACCACUGAGGAAGAGAAAGAGGAGAAGAAGGAUGAUGAAAAGGCUUCUAACAGCACCAAUGGCACGGAAAAGAUGAUUGUUGUUUCGGCCGCAUCUCCCCCCGCGAAGGAGGAGGAGACCGAAGGGGAAGACGCCAAGAAAGCUGCCGUCGACAGCGACGCCAGUAGCAUGAUUAUCAUGGUGGGUGCGUUCGUCUCCUUGAUGCUGAUCGUGGGCUGCGGUGUCUUCUUCCUCUCCUGGAGGGACAGCGGUGGCGCCAAGAAAUCUGCAGGCACCGAGGAGCGCCGCAAGUCCGCGGACUCGGGGGAGGCCACCCGCGCGAAGAAAACCUUGCGACCCUCCAAGUUGGAACCGCCCAAUGACUCCCAGGCAAUGUGGCGAUGUGGCGACUGGUGGGGGCGAAUCCAAAUCAGGGAUGGCACGGAGGGCCCCAGCAUGCAGCGGCGAUCCUCCUACAAGGAACGGAGGAGUAAGUCUCAAGAUCGAAGUCCAUCAGAAGGUGAAGCUGCAAAAGCCAAACCGGGAGCCUCACCAGGAGCCCGCCGCAGCAGCCGAAAGGAGCCAGCGUCGAGCGCCGCGGCUGAGUCCCCGGCAGCAGCUGCGCCGGCUGCGCCAGCUGCGCCAGCUGCGCCAACACCAGAAGCUGCAGGCGCUGACUCCGUGGAGCCUAGAGCUUCAUCCUACCGGGCGCGACGGGAGGCCAGCCGAAGUCGCGACAAGGCACCGCCUCACAAGGCCGACGACUUGGAUUUCUAGUGGCCCUGGCGAAUCUACCACGAUCCGUGGUCG